UUUAUUACAUGCCCGCCUUAUAUAAACCUAGCAGGAGGACUCCUGAAAGCUCCAGGCUGCUGAGAAAGGCUGGCUCCUUGUGCAGAUCGCCUAACAAGACUGAAUUCCUGUUGAGGAAAACCUCUCCAUCUUCGACCUGCUAAAGAUCCAGAAAAGUUGCCCAUUUCCCCCUCUCCAAACAGCUAAAGAUGAAUAAAAUUAUUGUUUAUGAAGAGAAAGACUUUGAGGGGUUCAGGAAAGAAUUCACUUGCAGUGUUCCUGACCUACGUACUGUAGACUUUGGGGAUUGCAUUUCCUCCCUUAAGGUGAUUGGACAGCCUUGGCUGGUCUUCCGUGAUCCCAACUAUAAAGGUGUGGGUUUUGCAUAUGAAGAAGGUGAACAUAAGCACAUCCAGUUAAGUAAUAACAUUUCUUCUAUCCAACUAGUCACUGAGGACUUGGAAGAUCCUCAGAUCACACUUUAUGAGCACCCUAACUAUGAAGGGAUAAGCAAAGUGAUAAAAGAGGAAACCAACCUAAGUUACGGGUAUUUCAAUGACAAGGCAUCUUCCCAUAUUGUCCAGAAAGGUGCCUGGCUCCUCUAUGAACAUCCAAGGAGAGGUGGUUGGUACUAUAUAGCUCGAGAAGGAACGAAGCUUGAUAAUUAUGGCCCUUUGUAUCAUUUCCACGAUAAGUGUUCCCACGUGUAUCCCCUUAAAAGUGGCCGGCCUGUUAUCACUAGCAGGAUCUUAUGGGAUCGCAAGAACUUGGAGAGUGAGAGGGAUGUGAUGAUUGAUGAGAUAAAUUGUAUCAACAGCACAGAAACAGAGCAGACAUUCACCACCACCAGCAGUCGAACCUAUGAAAUGUUCACAAGCCACAGCUUCAAACUAGCAGUCCCUAACCUUCAAAUAAAUGAGAGUUUCAAUUUAAGCAUAGAUCCGAGCACCAACCUGACAGUAGAAAAAGGAAAGAUUGACUCUAUUACUACUGUAAACAAAGUCGAGGUGACCAUGCCAGCCAAGGUCCCCCCAAAAUCGGAAUUGAGCAUCCAGGUGAUCAUGAAGGUAGCCACGUUCUCCGUUCCUGUGGAGCUGAUCAUCACCAAUAAUGGUAAAUCAAGGACGGAAAUUGGGCAGUAUCGUAGUGUGUCAGGACGCAACAUCAUCACCAAAUACAGUAUGAAAUCAGUGAAAAAUUAAGCAGAGGACCAGUAAUCGUCAAAAGCAAAAUGACCAUGCCAGCCAACAACCCACUUUCAUUUUGAACUGAACAGCUGUAGCUGCAUUUCUUCUUCCAUGGAAAGAUAAGUACUUGGCAUCUGGAACAGAGCAAAACUUAUUAAAUAAUAUUUUGUUACAUGUUCAUUGAUCUGCUAUUACCGCAGACAUUGAAGACACUAUACCAGAUGAAAUUCCUGAAAGUAGCAAGACUCCGAUGCUGGUUUCAAGGGACUGAUGAAGUGCAAAUUGAUAACAGGAGGACUGUGUAAUUCAUAUAAAAAUAUAUAGCAAAGAAAUCUGGAAUCCACAGUCAGUACAGUGAACUAGAAAAUAAUAUCACUUCACUGACAAAAGACAUCCAACAGAGGGAAUCCAACAGAAAGUAGCUGUUAGGACACAGGUUGGUAAUAAAUAGCUUGCAGGCUCAAUUAAGCCUCCACAGCAACUCUAUAUGGUCUGCAGUUCUACUUAUGCUUCUUAAAUCCUGAUUUUUAAAAUGAUUUCUAUGGUUAAUAGUUGCAAAUAUGCACCUUCAAUGCUACAUUUAAGCACUCUAGAGAACAUACUUCUGCCAAUUUUGUAUCAUUAUAUUUUUGCAUCAUGUACUUGGCUCCAGCUGCUGUUUGGAUGCUUUUCUGCUUAUUAAACCAGACUGGUGAAUAUCUCAA
This is a messenger RNA of Lacerta agilis (Sand lizard), 1870 nucleotides long. RefSeq names its product epidermal differentiation-specific protein-like. Gene Ontology annotation, biological process: visual perception; lens development in camera-type eye. The transcript is spliced from 2 exons. Lineage: Eukaryota; Metazoa; Chordata; Lepidosauria; Squamata; Lacertidae. The coding region runs from base 189 to 1181 and encodes 330 amino acids. The record is from RefSeq and is a predicted model, not a curated record. Gene Ontology annotation, molecular function: structural constituent of eye lens.